Salarias fasciatus (jewelled blenny) is the source of this 2217-nucleotide messenger RNA. Its product is annotated as galectin-5-like. Gene Ontology annotation, biological process: positive chemotaxis; eosinophil chemotaxis; macrophage chemotaxis. Gene Ontology annotation, cellular component: cytoplasm; immunological synapse; nucleus. The transcript is spliced from 7 exons. Gene Ontology annotation, molecular function: laminin binding; disaccharide binding; IgE binding. NCBI's taxonomy places the organism in Eukaryota, Metazoa, Chordata, Actinopteri, Blenniiformes, Blenniidae. The coding region runs from base 209 to 994 and encodes 261 amino acids. The record is from RefSeq and is a predicted model, not a curated record.
UGUGUGUGGGUGUGGGUGUGUGUUUGUGUGUUACUGUGUGUCUUUUUGUAUGAGAAAAUGUGUGUGUGUGUGUGUGUGUGUGUAGGUGUGGUCUGCGUGUGUGAACAGGGUGAGGCUUGACAGCGGACUAAAAAACUGUCGCACAGCAUCAUAUUGCAGUUUGCAGCUCUCAGGUGAUCUCAGGACAAGAUGUUUGGAAACACGGGAAAUGGCAUGUGGCCCUCAGGAGGAUCAGGUCAACCAAAUCACCCCACCUGGCCACAAGGAGGAACGUCAAACCCUGGAUCCGGACCAUGGGGCAACCCUGCAUCUGGAGGAGGGUCUAACCCUGGAUCCAGGACCAUGGACCAACCCUGCAUCUGGAGGAGGGUCUAACCCUGGUCCAGGAGGAUGGACCAACCCUGCAUCUGGAGGUGGAUCCAACCCUGGUCCAGGAGUAUGGCCAAAUCUUCCACAAGAUGGAGGGUCCAACUCUGGACCAGGAUGGUCAAACCCCCCACGUGGCGGAGGGUCCUACCCUUCACCUGGAGGCUGGUCAGGUGGACCAACUGCUCCAUCUGGACCUCGAAAGGACAUGCGGGUUCCCUACACAGACAAUCUGAUUAAUGGAGUUUAUGACAAACUGCUCAUCACCAUCACUGGAACCAUCAAACCCAACCCGCAGAAAUUCACUGUGGAUCUGUGCAAAGGCCGCGACAUUGCCCUUCACUUCAACCCUCGAUUCAAUGAGAAUGGCCGUCAGGUGAUUGUCAGGAACACCUUUAAUGGAGGAAGAUGGGGCCAAGAGGAGCGAGAGCUGCAACGCUUUCCCUUUGUUGGUGGUCAACAGUUUGAGAUGAAGAUCCUGUGCACCUCCAGUGAGUAUAAAGUGGCUGUCAAUGGCUCCCACCUGUUGUCGUACAGACACCGGAUCACUGACCUGAGAUCCAUCACCGGCCUUGGGAUCUACUAUGACCUCAACCUGACCGAUGUCAAAAUGGAGACCCUACACUGAGAGACAGUCCUAAUCACUUAGAAAUUUCCUGAGAAUCAAUAUAGACCUGCUGAGGAUCUCCCAAAUGUUAAAAAAAAAGUAUGCAUUCAUAAAGAUAAAUGUUUUUCUUUUUUUUUGUUCACUAAAAACCUAGUUUAGAUCUCUUACAUAUCUACUGAAUGCUGAGCAGAGAUCCUCUCAAAAUUUCUGAGAGGUCUGUUACGGAUUUGCUAAGAAAUCUGUUGUAGAUACUCUUCUGGAGAUGUACUCUAUAUUAACAAGUUAAAGUAAGGUCUAAUUAUUAUUUGCAUUAUAGAUCUACCAUAGAUCCAUUAGGGACUGGAGAGUCUUUACAGGUUUUCUGGAAAUCUACUUUAGAUUCACAAGAGAAUUACAGUACAUUCAUCAGAGUUCUUAUGGAAAGCCAGUUGAGUUCUAUAGUAGACCUUUGGUAGAUCAACACAUUAAUUGGAGAGCCAACAAAGAGCUGCUGUUGCAGAUGUAGUUUAUAUCUAUGAGAUCUACUAUAGAGAUUUGCUGAGUGUGCACCAUGCUACUUUAGCUACUGGAACCCCAUUGGGGUCAUUGAUUUGAGAUUUGUUACAGCUCUAUAGUAGAUCACUGGAUCCAACAGAAAUCUGUUAGAGAGCUAGUGGAGAUCUAUAGUAGGCUUUUAGCAUAAUUAUCACUUGGGAUGUACAGAUGAUCAACAUAGAUCUUUGGGUAUUUGCUAGAAAUCUAAAGUACAUUUAUAAAAGUCUGUUGAAGGUCCUUUGAAGGUAAAAUGUACACCACUAUGAGCCAAUUCUAAAUUCUCCUUGAAAUAUAUUGUACUGUAUAUUGUUCUACAGAUGAAACACUUACCCAUUUGAGGACCCAUCAGAGAUCCAUCUGAGGUGUACUGAUAAAGAAAUGAGUUGAGAAUCUGCUAUAGAUUAUACUGAAAAUCCACAUGGAUAUGUCACAAAAUCUCCAGCAAAUUGACAGUUCUACACUCUGUAGCUCUUGAUAUAAUAGAAAUUAAAGAUAUACAGAACAGCGUUGGUUGAUCCUCUGUAACUGGACACCCUGCUAUGGAUGAAGAUGAAGUCAUCUGAUCAUAAUUGCUUGUGACUCCAAACACCUUCUUGUGCUCAGUUUUACCACAGAUUUAAUGACGGGGUACUCAAAGAAUAAAAAAUGUAUUUCCCUGAUUGAUUGUGUUUCUAUGGGAUUAAACUGCCUUCUGGCUACCAUAAGCAACA